Saccostrea echinata is the source of this 590-nucleotide messenger RNA. RefSeq lists its product as uncharacterized. NCBI's taxonomy places the organism in Eukaryota, Metazoa, Mollusca, Bivalvia, Ostreida, Ostreidae. The coding region runs from base 20 to 367 and encodes 115 amino acids. The record is from RefSeq and is a predicted model, not a curated record. The transcript has 4 exons.
UCUAUUACACCGGAACAAUAUGUGCAAGAAACGAAAAGGCAAAAAUUUUCUGUAUCUUUUAUUAAUUAUGCUUACUUUUAGCUUCUGUAACUGUGGAUGGACAGAAGAUGGAGGGUAUAUUGGACUCUAUCCUGGCGGGUGCACCGUAAAAAGUGACUGCCCAAUGGAUGAGAGAUGCAUGCAUUCAGUAGAGGAGACAGUUUGUCCUAGUGAUCAUCAAAAUUUAUGCAGGUGUACUUUAGGUUGUGAGAUUGAUAAUCUAAUUGUCCGUUAUGAACAGUGGCGACCCAUUCCAGGAAAAGGAUUCUGCAAGUGUAUCAAUUCUUUAACAAAUGAAUCAGACUGUGUGGAGCACUUAGACUUAUGAAUGAGACAGAUGAAAUAAAGAGAUGAUGAACAUUUUCAUGAAGUUUAAACUUAAAAGAUUCUCAUAAAUGCUGAUGUUGAGCAAGUUUUUUUUUUUUUUUUUUAUUUCAUAUGUGUGCUCUAAUGAGACAAUACUUACACAUCUUCAAUAAUCCAUUUUAUCAAAAUUUUAAAGUUUGAACUAUAUUACUUAAAAAAUAUUAAGGUCACAAUGAACCAGGUAC